Orbilia oligospora ATCC 24927 is the source of this 1215-nucleotide messenger RNA. RefSeq lists its product as uncharacterized. The coding region runs from base 1 to 1215 and encodes 404 amino acids. The transcript has 3 exons. The record is from RefSeq and is a predicted model, not a curated record. NCBI's taxonomy places the organism in Eukaryota, Fungi, Ascomycota, Orbiliomycetes, Orbiliales, Orbiliaceae.
AUGCCAUCAGUUCGUACUUUAGUAGGCGCCGCAUUUUGCGCGUCAAUCGCGCAGACGGUUACUGCUACUCCCAAUCCCACAGCAUGCUACGCUGAUAAUUGCCUGAGAGCAUUGAGGGGUUUCGGGAGUAAAAGCUACGCCCAGGUUUCGACGGAAUGCUCAAACUAUGUUUGGUCAACUGUGACAGCUCAGUCCGUUGUUACUGUUUCUGAAACAUCGACGGUGGGCACGACUAUCACAACGGAGACCAGAGAGAUUGUUUAUGAAACUUCCUAUGCGGUUGUGACAGAAACCAACCACGAUAGUACUGUGCUUGUCACUCAGACAUAUCCCGACCCCUUUAGUACCGUCAAUGCCCGUGCCAUUGCUGCGAGAACCUUGGCCGAGAGUCCUAUACCAACAUAUGCCUCUGUAUGCACUAGCGGCGCGCGGUAUGCCAGCGCUUGCUCCUGCUACGGAAUCUUCCCAAGUGUGGCUACCGUUGCCUCGACCACAACAGUCAUAGAGCUUGUAACUACAACCGACUAUGUCACUGCUUCCGAUACCGCUGCAACAGAGGAUGUGACGCAAACUGUAGUUGAACCUACAACGACAGUCGUGAAUGUGCAGUACACUGCUUUCGCGGUUGCUGUCACUAGUGCUGACGAAGGCUUCCCCCGCGAAAUCUUCGAACCAAGCCAAACGGCGUUGUACAUAGAUAUGACCUACGGUGUUUGGGAAAUCUGGGGUGGACGUGGGGGUUCAAGCAUUCGUCAACCUGACGGGAAGGUAUAUUAUCCCAAUGUGGAUGAAGGUGGGAGGUGGUACCAUUAUUGCACACCGACAUACGUGGAUACCGACACCGGUGAAGUCUACCAAGCACCCACGGGCUCUAUGUUCAUAGACUCUUUCCCCGGUGCUUCACCCUCUAUUACGGGGCAGGAAGUAUACUGCAACUGGGAUUCCAAUAACGAUCUUCAUUGCAGUUGUACUGUUGCUGGAACGACCUAUACAAAGAUGACAUACCAUGCCGAUAAUACCGAGAAAACAGAGCUUUUACUGAGGAGUGGUGCUCUUCCUAGUGGUGAAUGGGAAGUCUUCGCGAAAGCAAUAACUACCAAUCACUGUGCCGGGAAUACGGGGCCCCUUUGCGAUGGCUGGCAUGAUCCCAACGAUGUUCCAAUCUGGACUUCUUGGAAGGGACGACGUUCAUUAGGUCGAAAAGUUAGAGCAUAA